AUGUGGGCCGUCGACAGUGGUGCAACACACCACAUAUGGCACGACAAGACCAAGUUUGCAAGACUGAACAAGCGCAACGACGGUGAAAUCUUGGUGGCGGAUGGUAACACAGUGGCCAUCAAGGGUGUUGGAACCAUCAUUAAGAAGGCGGUUCUGCCCGACGGUGAAGAGCGCGAGAUCGAGAUCAAGAACGUGCUUUACGUACCAAGCAUGAGCAAGAAUCUACUCUCGGUGCCUCAGAUCAACAAGCACGGCAAGGUUCAAGUCGUGUUCGACGGGACCAAGAUGUUUGUCGCUCGCAAAGGAUCGCAACAAGUGGUGGCAACAGCAAAUCUUGUGGAUGGUCUUUACUGGCUUCACACAGCUCAUCGAUCGGCCAAUGCGACAACAAACGGAUGCAACGGUGUCGACUUACAUGCGCGGAUGGGACACGCUCCAGCUGAUGUGCUUCGCAAAAUGGUGGCCACGAACAUGAUCAAGGAUGUGAAGGUACCUCUUAAGUCAAGUGGAUCAUUAAGAGCUUUAGACUUCUUGGUCCGAGUGCAAAACGCAAAGUGA
Messenger RNA from Peronospora matthiolae, 558 nucleotides. The record is from the annotation of a GenBank genome assembly. Lineage: Eukaryota; Oomycota; Peronosporomycetes; Peronosporales; Peronosporaceae.